Solea solea (common sole) is the source of this 3844-nucleotide messenger RNA. Its product is annotated as B-cell receptor CD22-like. The transcript has 14 exons. NCBI's taxonomy places the organism in Eukaryota, Metazoa, Chordata, Actinopteri, Pleuronectiformes, Soleidae. The record is from RefSeq and is a predicted model, not a curated record. The coding region runs from base 73 to 2940 and encodes 955 amino acids.
GACUGAAGUGACUUGUCUGUAGAUUUGUUUUCCACGUGUUGAGUUCACGCACAGACGAGAGCAGCAGCGACGAUGAGUGUAACGACAGCAGCCAGAGGAUUUGUUCUCUUCCUUCUCACUGUGCCAGUGAUACAAGGUCAGAAAGCUUAUGAUGUUAAAUACACUUCUACUGAGAUCUGUGGCCUCAGAGGAUCAACAGUGGACAUGAGCUGCACCUACACAUACCCACGCAGGGUGGGUAACCAGGACACCACAGUUCAGGAAUCAUUCUGGUUCAUCAGAGAAAGUAAUGGGAUAUGUGCUGAUCUGAAAUCAGAGCCAGAUUAUUCAGGUCGUGUGGAGUAUCUGUGUGACAACAACAGAUGCACUCUGACAAUCAAAGACCUGAGAGAGAGCGACGCAGCUCUGUACAAGUUCAGGUUCAUAACAAACCAGUCUGGAGGGAGUUUUACUGGUUUACCUGGAGUCACUCUGUCUGUCACAGAUUUACAGGUGCAGGUGGACACAUUACAUGAAUAUCAGUUCUAUAGUCAAGCAAAGCUCACAUGUCAGAGCAGUUGUCUCCCUGAUCAUUCGUCAUUCAUCUGGUACAAAGGUCAAUCGAAGGCGACGGAAGGAGCGACUUAUUCAGAUUAUUUUUACUCUUCAGACAGUAUUUCCUGUGCCGUGAAAGGACAUGAGAGUUUUCACUCUCCAUCAGUGUUGAUACAGAGGCAGAAAGGUUAUGAUGUUAAAUACACUUCUACUGAGAUCUGUGGCUUCAGAGGAUCAACAGUGGACAUAAGCUGCACCUACACAUACCCACGCAGAGUGGGUUACCAUGACACCACAGUUCAGAAAACAUUCUGGUUCAUCAAAGAAAGUAAUGAGAUUCAUGCUGAUCUGAAAUCAGAGCCAGAUUAUUCAGGUCGUGUGGAGAAUCUGUGUGACAACAACAGAUGCACUCUGACAAUCAAAGACCUGAGAGAGAGCGACGCAGCUCUGUACAAGUUCAGGUUCACAACAAACCAGUCUGGAGGGAGUUUUACUGGUUCACCUGGAGUCACUCUGUCUGUCAGAGACCCACAGCUCCAGAUUAAUGUGAGAUCACUUGAUCACUAUUCUCCCUGGAAAGAGCUGACAUGUCACAGCAGUUGUCAGCUGCCUGAUGAUCUUUCCUACGUCUGGUACAACAAUGGACAGAAAGUUAGAGGAAAAACAAAAUAUCUUCACCUUCGAGUCUUCUCUCCAACAGACAGCUAUCACUGUGAACAUGGGAGUAUCCGUUCUCCUCCAGUCUAUGCUCCAAAGCUUCCCUCUGUGUCAGUGAGUCCCUCUGGUGUGAUAGUGGAGGGCAGUUCAGUGACUCUGAACUGCAGCGCUGAUGCUAACCCAGAAGCUACUUGUAUCUGGUACAAGAAUCAAACAUUGAUUAAAGGAGCAGAGAGAAUUUAUCGCCUCAGUCCCAUCAGCUCUGAGGACAGAGGACGUUACGAUUGCAGCUGUCAGAAUCUCUAUGGAACAACAACAACAUCUAAAUAUGUACAUGUCCAGUAUGCUCCAAAGUCUCCCUCUGUGUCAGUGAGCCCCUCUGGUCUGAUAGUGGAGGGCAGUUCAGUGACUCUGACCUGCAGCGCUGAUGCUAACCCAGCAGCUAAUUACACCUGGUACAAGGAGAACACACAUGCACACGCUCAAUUACUCAGAGAGUUUGUGUUUACAUCUAUUCAGUCUUCAGACUCUGGACUGUAUCGCUGUGUGGCUCGUAAUGAGCUGGGAGAAAGUCCAGGAAACAUCACUGUUGCUGUGGAAUAUGCUCCAAAGCUUCCCUCUGUGUCAGUGAGUCCCUCUGGUGUGAUAGUGGAGGGCAGUUCAGUGACUCUGAACUGCAGCGCUGAUGCUAACCCAGAAGCUACUUGUAUCUGGUACAAGAAUCAAACAUUGAUUAAAGGAGCAGAGAGAAUUUAUCGCCUCAGUCCCAUCAGCUCUGAGGACAGAGGACUUUACGAGUGCAGCUGUCAGAAUCUCUAUGGAACAACAAGAACAUCUAAAUAUCUACAUGUCCAGUAUGCUCCAAAGUCUCCCUCUGUGUCAGUGAGCCCCUCUGGUCAGAUAGUGGAGGGCAGUUCAGUGACUCUGACCUGCAGCUCUGAUGCUAACCCAGAAGCUACUUGUAUCUGGUACAAGAAUCAAACAUUGAUUAAAGGAGCAGAGAGAAUUUAUCGCCUCAGUUCCAUCAGCUCUGAGGACAGAGGACUUUACGAGUGCAGCUGUCAGAAUCUCUACGGAACAAGAAGAACAUCUAAAUAUGUAGAUGUCCUCUAUGCUCCAAAGCUUCCCUCUGUGUCAGUGAGUCCCUCUGGUCAGAUAGUGGAGGGCAGCUCAGUGACUCUGACCUGCAGCGCUGAUGCUAACCCAGCAGCUACUUACACCUGGUACAAGGACAAUGAAGACUCAGUAAAAGCAACAGGACACAACUUCACCAUCACUGACAUCAGACCUGAACAUGGAGGACAGUAUUACUGUAAAGUCAAGAACACCAGAGGGAGCCAGAGAGCCAUGUUCAGUUUGGAUGUGACAGUUUCCACUGAAGUAUUAAAAACAGCAAUCACUGGAACAACCACUGCUGUUUUGUUUGUCAUGGUACUUCUCACCAUCAUCUUUCUGAUGAGAAAAAAGAGGACCUCUGAGCAGCCAUCUGAGCCUGGAGAUAGAGCAAACCACAGUGAACAGUUGGAGGAAGUGGUUGAGCCUCACUACGUCAGCGUCCACUUUGUGAAGAAGCAGACAGAUGCAAUCUAUUCCAACAUCCAGCCCGGGCCUCACAGAAACAUGAUGAAGCAGAGGGAGAACGAGGAGGAUGUUGUUGAGUAUUCUGCUGUCAAGUUCAGAUCCAGAGGACAGGAAACUGUGGAGGAUCCAACUGCUUUGUACAGUGUGGUCAAAAAACCCACUCACUGACACACUGUGAAGCAUUUAAGUCCACAUGUAAAUAUUCCAAAGCUACAGUGUUGCAGCCAGGAUGAAGUUCUCUGAUCACUUUGUGGAUUCCCUGCACUAUCGCUUUCUCAUUUAGCCUAAGAAUUGAAAUAUGUAUCAAACAAUUGUUGUUUGAUACAUAUUUUAUCAACCCAUAUGUUAUAACAUUUCAGUAAAAACCAUGUACAGUAUGUAAAGAUGACAUGACAAAAUUACUUCCCACCCUGCUGAUGUCUUUGAACGCACCGUCAGUGCUGCUCGUCUGAGAGCGAUCGUCGUCUAAACGAUCUGUGGUGUGUGCGUCUAUGAAGCCGUGAGUUGCAAUGUUUUGCUUGUGUAUUGCACUUUGUUGGUGUUUGUGUUUAUUCAUGUGUCUUUUGAUGACCUGGAAGUUGUGUUUUUUCCAUCAGUUAUGUGAUGUAAUGACUAAUUAGUCCCUAAUUAGUGACGUGAAGCUAGCUGCUAACUGGUGAUCAGAGAAGUUUAUGUUGCGGUAUUGAUCAUCUGCAUUGCUGGUCCCUGUUGCUUGUGAGUUGAUGAUUGAUUAAUGACUGUCUGUCCAUCCAUCUUAGGUUUUUAUGUUGCAUAGAAACCAAUCGAUGACAGUUCAUUUAGUUUAUUUGAGUAAUGUUGACGCUACAUUCACUACUUAUCUGAAGCUGUAUUUUCCUUUGUUACCUUUGGAUAGCUCAGUGUAUUUCUAUAUGUUAGUUUUGUUAUUUUCUAAUCAGACAGUAUUGUGUUGUGCUUGUAUUGCAGCAACCACACACCCUCACGCAAAAAUUGAUAAACAGCUUGAACCUUAUUAAAGGACUCCGCCUCUUUUUCAUGCACUCAGAAGAACUGUACAAAAGUGUCCUGACCCGACACCCUGUAGUGAUUGCUG